AUGUCGGCGACAAUAACGAAUGUUCACGGGACGAAGUGGAUGGAGGAGCUCAAGAUCAUGUGUGACUCAGCAGAAGCCAAGUUAGCCAUGAACGGCAAGGAACUACAACGACCAGAGAUCAAUCGUGGACCAGACCAUGAGGCGCCUAAGAAGCUACAUGAGGGAGACCUCUACCUCUGUGCGGAGUCACUUGAGGCACUUGAGGGUGCACUAGGGGCUGUAUGUGAGGCAGUCGAUUCUGUGUUUGUGAACAAUGGGCCGAAGCGGGCUUUCGUCGCUAUCCGACCGCCAGGACAUCACUGUUCGGCAUCGUAUCCUUCAGGUUUCUGCUGGCUCAACAAUGUUCACGUGGGCAUCAUGCAUGGCAUUUUGAGCCACGGCCUAACUCAUGCGGCUAUCAUCGACUUCGAUUUGCACCACGGCGACGGUUCGCAAUCUAUCGCUUGGCAACAUAAUUCGCGGGGCGUUGGGCUCUCGAAAAACGCAGCAUGGUGGAAGAAGACGUCUAUUGGAUAUUUUAGUCUGCAUGAUAUCAACUCCUACCCCUGCGAGAUGGGUGACGAGGAAAAGGUCAAGAACGCCAGUCUCUGCAUCGACAAUGCUCAUGGUCAAAACAUAUGGAAUGUCCAUCUUGAGUCGUGGAAGUCAGAGGCUGAGUUCUGGAAACUUUACGAAAACAAAUACUCCGUCUUGCUGGAGAAGACGCGCAAGUUCCUCAAAGAGCAGACGGAGCGCCUUCGAGCUGCGAACCAGAACGCCAAAGCCGCCAUUUUCUUCUCAGCAGGCUUCGAUGCUAGCGAAUGGGAAAGCUCAGGCAUGCAGCGACAUAAGGUGAACGUCCCCACCGAGUUCUAUGCUCGCAUUGCUCGUGAUGUGACGAAGAUAGCUGAGGAGGAAGUGGAUUAG
Messenger RNA from Phaeoacremonium minimum UCRPA7, 906 nucleotides. Its product is annotated as putative histone deacetylase hos3 protein. Gene Ontology annotation, molecular function: histone deacetylase activity. The record is from RefSeq and is a predicted model, not a curated record. The coding region runs from base 1 to 906 and encodes 301 amino acids. Lineage: Eukaryota; Fungi; Ascomycota; Sordariomycetes; Togniniales; Togniniaceae. The transcript is spliced from 2 exons. Gene Ontology annotation, cellular component: nucleus.